UUGAUGAAGACUUUGAUCAGUCUCAUCUCAACUGAACUCAAGGCAACGAACUGAGUUGGAAUGUGGAAAAAGUGUUUUGGCAGCGGAAGCAUUAGGCGGUCGCUGAAGGAGAAGAAGUGGGACGUGGUGGUUAUCGGUGGAGGCCACAAUGGAUUGACAGCUGCAGCUUAUUUGGCGCGUGGAGGCCUUUCAGUCGCCGUGCUGGAGCGACGCUACAUCAUCGGUGGAGCUGCCGUUACUGAAGAACUCAUCCCAGGCUUCAAAUUCUCACGCUGCAGCUACCUCCAAAGCCUUCUCCGUCCCUCCGUCAUCAGGGAGUUAGAGUUGAAGAGACAUGGCUUGAAGUUGUUAAAGCCAACCGCUUCCUCGUUUUCACCGUGUCUUGAUGGGCGUUACCUUCUUUUAGGAUUUGACGAGGAGCACAAUUACUCUGAGAUUUCCAAAUUCUCAAAACGUGAUGCGGAUGCUUAUCCAAGAUAUGAAAGUCAGCUAAAUAAAUUCUGCAAAUUCAUGAAUUUUCUUGUGGAUUCUCCUACACCCGAAACUUUGUGUGGGCCUGGGGAUUCAUCUUUGAAUUUGAAUGAUCGUUUGAGGGAUAAGUUGGAAAAAUCUGUUUUCUGGACUCGUUGCCUGCGUCAUGUCUUGCAAUUGGGGCAAAAGGAUAUGGUGGAAUUUGUGGACCUCUUAUUAUCCCCAACAUCCAAGGUUUUGAAUAAGUGGUUUGAGUCAGAUUUACUGAAGGCAGCAAUUGCAGGAGAUGCUAUUGUUGGGAGUAUGGCCAGUAUCCAUGCACCCGGGAGUGGAUAUGUUCUGCUACAUCAUGUGAUGGGUGAAACUGAUGGUGAUCGUAAUGUUUGGUCGCAUGUUGAAGGUGGGAUGGGUUCGAUAUCCUUGGCCAUAAGUAAAGCUGCCAGGGAAGCUGGGGUGCAUAUUCUCACAAACGAGGAGGUUUCACAGAUAAUGAUUGGAGACUCUGGAAAAGUUAAUGGGGUAUUACUGAUUGAUGGGACACAAGUGCAUUCUUCAAUUGUUUUGUCGAAUGCAACCCCUUGUAAGACUUUCAUCGGAUUGGUGCCUCAAGAUGUUCUUCCUGACGAUUUUCUCCGUGCUAUCAAGUACUCAGACUACAAAUCUGGAGUUACCAAAAUCAAUGUCGCCGUUGAUAAAUUGCCCCACUUCCAUUGUUGCAAGUCAAGUCAGCUCGAGGUUGGUCCUCAGCAUACAGCAACUAUUCACAUUGGUGCCGAAAGUAUGGAUGAGAUUGGCUCAGCUUGUCAAGAUGCUUGGAAUGGUUUACCAUCUCGAAGACCUGUUAUGGAGAUGACAAUUCCUUCUUCAUUGGACAAAACUAUUUCUCCCCCUGGUAAACAUGUGGUUAGCUUAUUCACACAAUAUACACCAUAUAAACCUUCAGAUGGUAGCUGGGAAGAUCCUGUGUACAGAGAGUCAUAUGCACAAAAAUGUUUUAGCUUGAUUGAUGAACAUGCCCCUGGCUUUAGCUCAUCAGUAAUUGGGUAUGACAUGUUGACACCGAUAGAUCUCGAAAGGGAAUUUGGUCUGACAGGGGGAAACAUUUUUCAUGGUGCUAUGGGUUUGGAUUCACUUUUUUUGAUGCGACCUGUAAAAGGAUGGUCAGGUUAUAGGACUCCAGUAGAAGGGCUGUACAUGUGUGGUAGUGGAUCACAUCCUGGAGGAGGUGUGAUGGGUGCACCUGGUCGUAAUGCUGCUCAUGUUGUUCUGCAGGAUGUUAAGAAGCAAUCUCGUUACGUACUUAAUAAAUCUUGAGUUAUUUGAAUUCGAUAAUGGUUGUAAAUGAUUUGACAGAUAGUAUUUAGUUGCUGUUCUGUUUUGCUUUUGCAGGACCUCACUUGUGUUUUGCAGGGUUCCUUUAAUAUUGCAGUUUGAAAGUUCAUCUUUAGGGACUGUUUUAUUAGUUUAAUUAAGGGAUAAAAAAUGUGUUACUUAAAAG
Pistacia vera is the source of this 1969-nucleotide messenger RNA. RefSeq names its product pyridine nucleotide-disulfide oxidoreductase domain-containing protein 2-like. Bases 61 to 1785 code for a protein of 574 amino acids. The transcript is spliced from 16 exons. Gene Ontology annotation, molecular function: oxidoreductase activity. NCBI's taxonomy places the organism in Eukaryota, Viridiplantae, Streptophyta, Magnoliopsida, Sapindales, Anacardiaceae. The record is from RefSeq and is a predicted model, not a curated record.